AUUAAAUAUACAUUAUGCAAGAUCUAAAUCUUCCUAUUUGCAGGUCUUUCUUUAGGCCUGAAAUGUUAUAUAAACUAUUAAUUAGAAAUUUAUUAACAAUACCAGACCAUAAUCAACUCUCGAUGGCAUCAGAUACUCAGAAUUUUAACUAGAUUAGAAAGGUUCGCCAUUUAAAAAUUUAAUUUAAAAAUGGGAAAAUGAGGCUAAGUCUCAAAUAUCGGUUACCACAAUGCACACAUCUUGUCAAAACUACAAACAGUGAUAAUUUGGCUCAAAAUGAAGUAAUUUGAAUGCCAUUUUCAUUUUACACCUAUUUUUGAGCUAUUAUAGCAAGAAUAAUUUGAAUAUUUUCAUUUUACACUAUCUAUUUUUGAGCUAUUAUGACAAAAAUGGUCUGCUCUUUAUCAAAAUCCUACAUAACGUAUCUUUAAUGAGACACAGAUGUCAGAUUUUUUUUCAUAAAACAAUCAUCAUUUUAUUGUGAUAAUAGUGCCUAAACUAUUAAAUUGAAUUUAUUAUAUAUUUAUGGCAUGGUUAUUAUUAACUAUUUUAAUAGCCAUAUUCAUUUUUAAUCUCUGCAUGUUGCUAUCCAUUUUUUGAUACGCCCAAAUCGAAAAUUAAUAAGCACCAAGCAACCAAACUACGUAUUUUUACUUAGCCUAAGCAUUAAAUGCUCAUGAUCGAACUUAGUCAAGGUUUUGAUGUAGUGGAACCAAUACACAAAGUUUCAUCACUCUCACUCAAUUAGAAUAAAACUUAUUGUGUCCGAAAGCAUCGAUCAGUCAAAUUGCUUAUCUCUGCUUAUCUCCUAAUGAGCAUCUCCAAGUUUGAACAUUCUACCCCAAAUAAACCAGUUAUUGGGUUCCAAAGUCUUAGCCAGCCAAUCAAAUUUCUUCUUUACUUAGCCUAAGCAGAAAAUGCUCAUCAUCAAACUUUGUCAUUUUUGAUGUACGUUUCACGACUCUCAUUCAAUUAGAAUCAAGUAUAGUGCCCCAAAGUCUAGCCCAGUCAAAUGCUCUCUAUCAAACUUAAUCCAGGUAAUGAUGUAAUGAAACUGUGCACCAAGUCACCAGGUUACCAUGUCCGAAAGCGUCAACCAAUCAAAUUGCCAAAAAAUGCCAAUCUCUGUUUACCCUCAUCUGAAAAUGCUCAUCAUGGAACUCAGUCAAGGUAUUCACCGAGGUUGAACAUUGUAGUUGAAUCAAAAGCAAAUUUAUUUUGUCAAAAAAACUGUAGUGGGCGGACAUUCCAUUCUACUUUCUUCGAAAGGGCACAACAAACAAUGAAGCGGGGGGGGGGGGGGGGUAAAUACUGACUGUAGCAAUGUCGCGUGUAUAUAGUGGGUAGACUAUAGAGCUCGUAUCCCUUAUAUGGAUUGCAACUAAAAUUCUAAGCUGGUCGAGCCUCGCCCCCUUGAUUGAUGACUUCGCCAUGAGAAAAAUUAUUAAACGUAAGAUACAAUAAUACUAAUUAUGUAGAUGAAAUUAGAUAUAACUACUAUUCAAUUCAAUAGAAUUUCUUACUAUAAUCAUUUUCAUAGGUGGAAAGCAGUACUAAAUUUGCAUAAUAAAAUGUGGAACUAUAUAAAAGAAAGUUAUAAAGUUGAUAUGAUAUAGAUGGAUUUAAUGUUUAAAUGUAUAAAUGACAAUCGAGCGUAGUGAGGCAACAAAAAAAUGAAGUUAAAAUUAUAAUUAGGCUACAUUUUAGUCUUUUUGAAAUGAUCGAACCUCGUCCCGAGUUUUUUUGUGUUUUUUAGACUUCCAUUAAAAUCAGCCCCCCCCCCCCCAAUCCCGGCUCGCGCCCAAAUCUGAAAAAAUAAAAUCUGUUCCAACUGUCCAGAAUUGUUGAAACAUAAAUCCUAAAGAUGUAUAGUAAAUAAAUGAAGAAUUGCAACUUAUACAGAAAUGAUGAAUGCAAUAUAAUAAUAAAUGUCAAAUUAGCGCGGGAGGGGGCUGUUUUAUGAAACUGCAUUACAAUAAGAAGUAUUAAUUUAAUUAUAUGUAAACCAAAAUUUUACUUCAUUUGUUUAUGAUUUAAAUCUCAUAACUUAAAACAUAGAAUUGUCUAUGUAGGCUACUUUAUCUAAAAAUAAUCAUACAUAAAUUCUACAGUACAUAUUAUAUCAAUUUUGUACAUGGUAUACACGUCGAAUGAUCUUCUUGCAUUUACCCGCUAAAGGGGUGGUAAAAAUUAUACAGUUUUCAUUGAAAAGUGUGUACUUCAUACAAGCAAACAAUAAAACAUAAACCGAAAAAAUAAAUGUUAAUACUUUGAUUAAUUGAAUACUAAAUAUGGUGUUAAUUGACGCCGUAUUCCGUUUUACCAAAAUCACAGAUGACAGUUUAUGUUGACUAUUCCCCCUUUUGCAUUAAAAUGAACUGAACCAAUGUAUGAAUGAAAUGGGGAGCGAUUUCCGUUUACAAACAAUCUUCCACGUUGAGUUGGAACUGUUUUAUUACUGGCACAGGUGUUGUAACUUAUAACAGAGUGAUUAUUACAUGUUAUGUUUAAGGACACCGUGUAAUUAAAUAUUGUUAUACUAGUACGGUAUGCACUUUCGGCAAUGUAUAGAAGAAAGUCCCGUUACGGGCGCGUGUGCGUGUUAUCGGUUAUGUUUGUGUUAGUAGCUGUGUGGCAUGUUUUCGUUUCCAAGAAACAUGGCAUUACACAGAUCAAUGACAAGACUAAAAGUAAUGAAAGUACUAUUAAAAACGAAGCCGAAGAUUUAGUUGAAUUGUCUUUAAAAGACCAGAAUAUAUGGUCCACACAUGUUGUCUCUCGUCAUCUCCUUGAAUUAGCUAACUGCACUCCAAGAGCUGUAGAACAGUUUCCUAAAGGUCUUUUUACACAGGAACAGAGGAAGAAUGGUGCUCUGGUUAUCCAUGUUCUCGUGGUUAUUUAUAUGUUCCUAGCCUUAGCUGUUAUAUGUGAUUAUUAUUUUGUGCCUUCUUUAGAAGUAUUAUGUGAAUUUUUAAAUCUUGAAUCAGAUGUAGCUGGUGCUACUUUUAUGGCUGCAGGAAGCUCAGCACCAGAAUUAGCUACCGCUGUAAUUGGAGUUUUUAUUGCCAAAGAUGAUGUUGGACUGGGAACUGUUGUAGGUUCAGCUAUAUAUAAUGUUAUGUUUGUUAUUAGUAUAUGUGGAUUGUUUGCUGGGUCGGUUGUGUAUUUACAUUGGUGGCCUAUGGUGAGAGAUUGUAUAGCAUAUACUGUUAGUAUAGCUGCUCUAGUUAUAGUGAUAUAUGAUGGUCAAGUUACAUGGUAUGAAGCUAUGAGUCUAGUGGUACUGUAUGUUCUAUACAUUGUAUUCAUGUAUUUCAAUGCUCGUCUAGAGGCUUGGUUUGUUCCCCGAUGUACUAGAUGUUUUCCUAUGAAGCAUAGGAAUAUUGGAGCAGAGGCUAUUGUCCUCUAUGAUAAAAUACAAACCAAUGGUAGUAUUACACUAUCAGCAACUGAAGGUGCAAAGGAUACAAAAACUGAAGAAGCUGAUAUUGGUGAGAUGCUGCCCCUGACUUCUGAUUGUGAGUCUGAAGAUACAUGUAGUGAUAUAGAGCAUGACUUCUAUCAGAAAAAGGCUGAGGGUUAUUUUGAUCAAGUUUCACUUCCUCAUCAAGAAGAACCUGAACCAUUGUGCCAAGUACCUGAAGGUUGUCUUAAGAAAAUCAUGUGGGUUGUCUCCCUUCCUCUCUGUACUGUUUUAUAUAUGACUACACCGGAUUGUCGUAAACAAAGAUGGAAGAAAUGGUUUUUAGUAACAUUUAUUAUGUCAUUAGUGUGGUUGUCAGCAUUCUCAUUUGUUAUGGUGUGGAUGAUCACAGUUAUAGGUUUUACAGUUAAGAUACCAGACAGUAUUAUGGGUUUAACAUUUGUGGCAUUUGGUGUCAGUUUACCAGAUGUUGUAGCUAGUCUACUGGUUGUUAAAGAAGGACUGGGUGAUAUGGCUGUAUCUAAUGCUGUAGGUAGUAAUGUAUUUGAUAUAUUAAUAUGUCUUGGUGUACCAUGGUUAUUACAAACUGGUGCUUUAAAUCCUGGUGGUAUUGUAACUGUUUAUAGUGAAGGUCUAACAUACUCUAGCCUUACCUUAUUAUCAACUGUUGCCUUUUUACUCAUAUCAACUCACCUUAACGGUUGGAAACUUGACAAAAAAUUUGGUGCAAUUCUUCUCGUUGUUUAUAUUUUAUAUACCAUUUUAGCAUGUAUGUAUGAACUCAAUAUAUUUGGGUAUUUUCAUCCUGAAGAAUGUCCUAGUAGUUAUUAAAAUAUACAUUCAUAAUAAUCAACUGUUAAUUAUAUAGAUCUAUUUAUUAAAACAAUAUUUAUUAAAAAAAAAUUGGGGACCAAAUAUGUUUACUUUUGUUGACUUUUACUUUUAUUUAUUUUAUAUAAAAAUAUUAUAUAUUGAAAUGAAUUUGUCAAACAACUUUCCAGGCACAAAUUCCAUAUUUCAGAUUUAUCUUUUAAAGAUAUAUACCUUUAAUGACCUAGGUUCUGUGUUAUUAACCAUUUAUUUACCAGGAAUAUAGAUUCAUUGUUUUAAGAUCAAUACAGUUGACAAUUUUUUUUUUUAAAUUGUGGCUGUAUUACAAAUCUUAAAAUCCAUUAACUAUGAUACUUCACCUAAACAUAACUUGUCUGCACAUGUAACUUAGAAGACACAAACUUCUACAUCAGAGCACACCCACGCAUAAUCUGUGAGUCUCCUGUGUAUUUUAUUCUUUUUCCAAUUCAUUAGAAAUAUCAUUUUUCCAAUAAUUAUCUUAUGAGGGGUAUUUUGCAUAACCACUGGUCUGAUACACUUAGAAAUAUAUCCAAAUUAAAGUUAUUAAAAUUAUGCUUCAAUACAAGUUUUAUUAUAUAUCAAAAUUAUAUAAAGAUGCAUGAUCAUUUUAGGGUUUCAAAUAAUGUAAGCAAUGUAUAUUUUAUUAUGGGGUAAGCAUCGUCAUUUAUAAUGAUAUUAAAUAUCUUGUGUAAAUAUAUUUAUUGAUCUUCAAAAGAUGAUUGCAAUCAUUUUUUUUUUUGUGUUUGAACAUCUACAGUACGACAAUAUUCUAAAUGCUUCAUGUUCACCGCAUGAUGGGCUGGUGCUCUGUUAGAUGAUAGACUAACCUUGUACAGAACUUGGUCUGUGUAUUCAAGUAAAGCUUAAUAUUGAUGUUUAUAUUGUUACUGUGAAGGGUGAUCCAGGUAGAACAAUUUUUAAACAUGUAGAUUUUUCUCACAAUUAUUGGUACUGAACUAUACAAGUGAUAACAAGUUUUAGAAUAAAUCUGUUAAUUUAAAUAUUUAAAUCCACUCUGCUUCUAUAUAAAUUUCAUUUAUUCCAUUAAACAUGCAUUAUGCAAGAGCUAAAUCUGCCUAUCGCAGGUCUUUCUUUAGGCCAGAAAUCUUAUCUUAAUUAUUAAUUAGACAUUAAUUAACUUAUCCAGACCAUAAUCAACUCUCGAUGUCAAGGCUAGCCUUCGAUAUCGACUGGAUUAGAAUCCUAUAUGCUGCAAACGCUCAUUGAUAAUUAAAUCAAAACAGUGGAUAAUCGAGACUAUGCUUUUUAACAUAUUAACUUUAGUAAUGAUGAACGAGGCUAGGCGGAAAUUUACAAAGCUGAUAUCUCGGUUCAUAGUGGACCAAUUUGACUGAAAUUUUCAACAAAUUACCUUUACAUUAUCUAGUUUUUAACUAUUAUAGCGAGAACUGUCAGCUCUUUAUCUAAUCUCCCAUAAUGUAUCUUUAAAUGGAUUUAUAUUGAUAUAAUUCAUCAAGAAAUCUCUUGCACAAGGCGAUACUAAAUUAUUAAUCAGAUGUACACAGUAUACAGUGCAGAAUAUUGAGAUAAACAUUACUAGAUUUGUAAGAAUAGGAUAGGACUGUUGUUCUUUCUGUAUUCAUACUUGUUCUUGUGUGAUAAGUAUAUCUAUUUUAUAUACUUUACUUUUUUUAAAAAAUAUUGUUUUUGUUAUAUAAUUGUUAUGAUAGGCUACACCAAUUUGAAUUUUGGUUUGUUAGGAUUCUCUUAUAUAUUUUGAAAGAAAAGAUAGCCAAAGAAUUUAAUUUUUUAGUAAAGAAAAUGUUUUAGUCAGUGUUUUAUGUGCAGUUGGUUGAUGAAUAAUUCACUGCAACAGGGAAAUCUGGUAAAACUUAAACUUAAAAUGGUGUGGCCUUAUUUUAUGUUAUUUAUUUUAGAUUUUAAGUUCAAUUGAAUUUAAUGAAAUCCAGUAUUGGAUAGGUUUUUUCAACGGCCAAUACUAAUUACCUUAUAUUUGUUUUGCGUAGGUUGAACUAAACAUUAUGAUCUUCUACAAAGAAUGAGUGGACCUUGAAUCAAUAUUAAAACUGUUCGUGUUUUGUUUGAUAUUAAUUAAUAUCUAUUUUAUUUUUGUUAAAACAUUUUUGUUACAUAAUCAAGAUAAUUUGAAUUGGUAUUUUAUAAGAUAAACACCCGUAAGAGUGUGUGACCUAGUUUCUUUAAUGAUUUUUGUAUAAGGAUUAUGAAAUAGAAUUAUCAAUAACGAAGGUCAUUACACUUUCUUGAUAAUGAUAUAAACAUGAGAAAGAAGAAAUAGAUCAAUUCAUCAAUAAUAAAUUUGAUCGAUUAGACUGAUCAAUAACGAAGGUCAUUACACUUUCUUGAUAAUGAUAUAAACAU
Molecule: messenger RNA, 6637 nt
Organism: Patella vulgata (common limpet)
Lineage: Eukaryota; Metazoa; Mollusca; Gastropoda; Patellidae
Product: probable sodium/potassium/calcium exchanger CG1090
Exons: 13
Coding region: 2564-4255 (563 amino acids)
Biological process (GO): intracellular calcium ion homeostasis; calcium ion transmembrane transport
Cellular component (GO): membrane
Molecular function (GO): calcium channel activity; calcium, potassium:sodium antiporter activity
Source: RefSeq, a predicted model, not a curated record